CGCUCUCGAGGCGGUUUUUUCUUUUUUCAUUUUUUUCAGCUGCGAGGCGGUUCCGAAGUGCCGUUCUCUGUUUAUUCGAGCGUCUAGCGUAGGCUUAAAGCUCUCUCGUCGUUCUCUCCACGUUCCCUCCUCUCCUCUCGAUCGAAGCCAUGGCUGGCGACGGAGAAAGGGGUCGGCCUAGCAAGAAGCUAAAGAUCUCAUCAAAGUCUCCCCAGAUCGUCGAAGACGAUGACAUUGGACAUUAUGCCGACGAUUUCGAUGAAGAUAGCCGAGAAGAGGAGAGGGAUACCAAGAAGAGGGAUUUUACCAAGCUGGAGCUGAAGCCGGAUCAUGCCAACCGCCCCCUCUGGGCCUGCGCCGAUGGCCGCAUCUUUCUCGAGACCUUCUCUUCUCUCUACAAACAAGCCUACGAUUUCCUCAUCGCGAUCGCCGAGCCCGUUUGCAGGCCGGAAUCGAUGCAUGAGUACAAUUUGACGCCGCACUCUUUGUAUGCUGCUGUCUCUGUUGGACUUGAGACGGAGACCAUCAUUAGUGUUCUUAAUAAGUUAUCAAAGACGAAGUUGCCCCGUGAGAUGAUUGAUUUCAUCCAUGCUUCCACUGCCAAUUAUGGGAAAGUGAAGCUUGUGCUGAAGAAAAAUCGGUAUUUUGUGGAGUCACCUUUUCCGGAGGUGCUGAAGACGUUGCUUAGAGAUGAAGGUAUAGCACGGGCGCGGAUUACUCCUGAGAAUUCCCAAGGUGGUGAAGCUUUUACAAUUAGCAGAACUGCGGGGGAGAUAGAAGGGGGUCAUGAAGAGUUGCUGAAUGGAGCAGAAUUCGCUGCUGCAGCUGAAGAAAAAGAAACUCAUUCUUUUGAAAUAGACCCAAGUCAGGUUGAGAACGUCAAGCAGCGCUGCUUACCAAAUGCCUUGAAUUUUCCAAUGCUGGAGGAGUAUGACUUUAGAAAUGAUACGGUGAAUCCUGAUUUGAAUAUGGAGUUGAAACCUCAAGCGCAACCAAGACCAUAUCAAGAGAAAAGUCUGAGUAAGAUGUUUGGAAAUGGGCGAGCAAGAUCUGGCAUCAUUGUACUACCUUGUGGUGCUGGGAAGUCUCUAGUUGGUGUUUCUGCUGCUUGCAGGAUAAAAAAAAGUUGCCUCUGCUUAGCUACCAAUGCGGUUUCUGUCGAUCAGUGGGCUUUCCAGUUCAAGCUUUGGUCCACUAUAAGAGAUGAUCAGAUCAGUCGCUUCACAUCUGAUAACAAGGAAAAGUUUCGUGGUAUGGCUGGUGUAGUUGUGACCACUUAUAACAUGGUUGCUUUUGGUGGUAAACGAUCUGAAGAUUCUGAAAAAAUUAUUGAAGAAAUACGGAAUAGAGAAUGGGGAUUGCUUCUCAUGGAUGAGGUGCAUGUUGUUCCUGCGCACAUGUUUCGUAAGGUUAUCAGCAUCACGAAAUCUCAUUGCAAACUUGGGCUUACUGCAACACUUGUGAGAGAGGAUGAGCGGAUAACAGAUUUGAAUUUCCUUAUUGGACCAAAACUGUAUGAAGCUAACUGGUUGGAUUUGGUAAAAGGAGGGUUUAUUGCUAAUGUUCAGUGUGCUGAAGUAUGGUGUCCCAUGACUAAGGAGUUCUUUGCAGAGUAUUUGAAAAAAGAAAAUUCAAAGAAGAAACAGGCGCUUUAUGUGAUGAAUCCAAAUAAAUUCAGGGCUUGUGAAUUUCUAAUUCGCUUUCAUGAGCAGCAGCGUGGUGAUAAGAUAAUUGUCUUUUCUGAUAACCUUUUUGCGCUGACUGCAUAUGCAAUGAAGCUCCGGAAACCUAUGAUAUAUGGUGCAACAAGCCACCAAGAGAGGACAAGAAUUCUUCAUGCAUUCAAGAACAGCCCAGAUGUCAAUACAAUCUUUUUAUCUAAGGUUGGUGAUAAUUCAAUUGAUAUUCCUGAGGCCAAUGUAAUAAUACAGAUAUCAUCUCAUGCGGGGUCACGGCGUCAAGAAGCUCAACGUUUGGGCCGUAUUCUUAGGGCAAAGGGUCGACUUCAAGAUAGGAUGGCAGGUGGAAAAGAAGAGUACAAUGCUUUUUUCUAUUCCCUUGUAUCCACAGAUACGCAGGAGAUGUAUUACUCUACUAAGAGACAGCAGUUUUUGAUUGACCAAGGAUAUAGCUUUAAGAUUAUCACCAGUUUGCCGCCGCCUGAUUCUGGAGCUGAUCUUAGCUAUCACAGCCUUGAUGAGCAACUUGACCUGCUAAGCAAACUGCUGAGUGCAGGGGAUGAUGCAGUGGGUCUUGAGCAGCUGGAAGAAGAUCAAGAUGGCAUGGCCCUUCAGAAACACCGACGCUAUGCAAUAUCAAUGAGCACUCUCUCAGGAGCAAGUGGGAUGGUGUACAUGGAGUACACCACGGGGAAGCACAAGCAAGGCGGUCAGGUCAAAAGCAAACCGAAGGAUCCCUCAAAGAGACAUCAUUUGUUUAAAAAGCGAUUCCAAAGUUAAGUUGCUCUAUGGAAAGGCAAGCAACGUUGUUGAUGAAGAAUCACCAACAGAUAUCCGAGAGGAUAUAUAUUGAUCAAGAAAUGAUGAUUCAUCACAGCAUUUUAAUUCAGCAAAGGCUUGCCUGAAUAUGAUACACACGGCUAUAUUCAUAAGCAAUUGUAAUUAUAAUAUAUUAGGGGCAUCAUAGUUUUUCUAGACCACCAGUCUUGCUUUCUGCAUCCAUUCAUGUUGCAGAAAGCUUGUCUGUGUACUAUUUGAUCCUCAAAGAAGUGCUCGAUCAUUUUUACCUUUUA
Messenger RNA from Phoenix dactylifera (date palm), 2752 nucleotides. RefSeq names its product general transcription and DNA repair factor IIH helicase/translocase subunit XPB1. NCBI's taxonomy places the organism in Eukaryota, Viridiplantae, Streptophyta, Magnoliopsida, Arecales, Arecaceae. Gene Ontology annotation, cellular component: transcription preinitiation complex; transcription factor TFIIH holo complex; nucleotide-excision repair factor 3 complex. Gene Ontology annotation, biological process: transcription initiation at RNA polymerase II promoter; nucleotide-excision repair. The record is from RefSeq and is a predicted model, not a curated record. Gene Ontology annotation, molecular function: ATP binding; DNA binding; hydrolase activity.